AUUCUGUGGUUGUGGUAGAAGGGGAAGUUUUGUAAACGGAAACAGCAACAGUGCAAAUGACGGUACACGUGCUCUUGAUUUGAAGUUUUGUUAAUUUAGUAUUUAUUUCUGGUGCUUUGUAAAUUUUAAAUAAGAUGUCAUUUCGCGGUCGUGGUGGAGGUGGAUUCAGAGGGGGUCGCGGUGGAAGAGGUGGCGGAGGGGGUUUUAACCGAUUUCAGGAUCAGGGUCCUCCCGAACAGGUGAUACCGUUCGGCUACUUCACACAUUCCUGUCAAGAUGACCUAGUUUUGAAAUCAGAAGUGAACGAUGUGCCUUUUUUCAAUGCUCCCAUCUACCUGGAAGAUAAGCAGCAGAUCGGAAAAAUCGACGAAAUAUUCGGAACCAUUCGCGAUUACUACGUUUCGGUCAAAUUGGGAGAUGAUGUCAAAGCUAAAUCGUUCAAGGCCAAACAGAAGUUAUUUAUUGACCCCGCCAAACUGUUACCGCUGAGUAGGUUCCUACCACAGCCUGGAGGUGCCAAGAGGGGCGGAGGUGGUAGGGGAGGAGGCCGCGGAGGCGGAGGACGGGGAGGAGGCAGAGGGAGAGGAGGUGGAUUUGGUGGACGCGGUGGCGGAGGAAGAGGAGGAGGUGGAUUCGGAAGAGGAGGCGGCGGAGGCGGUAGGCAUAGUUUCGGCGGUGGUGGAGGAGGCAGAGGCGGAGGUGGGUUUGGUGGGAGAGGGGGCGGAGGAGGAGGUGGAGGAAGACAUAGUUUUGGAGGAGGGGGCGGCGGAAAAAGAUGGUGAAUUCAAAUCUGAAAGUGUGAAAAAGAGUGACAGUUUUUACGAUAUCAUAACUGAACUUAGUUUAUGCACUGUUUUAUUACAUUUUAUAAGUGUCUGUGACUGCUAUUGUGGAAGUUUCUUUUAUUAAUAAAAUAUAUAGUUUUAUGUACAGAAA
Molecule: messenger RNA, 936 nt
Organism: Nilaparvata lugens (brown planthopper)
Lineage: Eukaryota; Metazoa; Arthropoda; Insecta; Hemiptera; Delphacidae
Product: probable H/ACA ribonucleoprotein complex subunit 1
Exons: 5
Coding region: 135-782 (215 amino acids)
Biological process (GO): snoRNA guided rRNA pseudouridine synthesis; ribosome biogenesis
Cellular component (GO): box H/ACA snoRNP complex
Molecular function (GO): box H/ACA snoRNA binding
Source: RefSeq, a predicted model, not a curated record